This is a messenger RNA of Cheilinus undulatus (humphead wrasse), 4758 nucleotides long. It is a transcript of the gene hmgcra, whose product is annotated as 3-hydroxy-3-methylglutaryl-CoA reductase a. Gene Ontology annotation, biological process: coenzyme A metabolic process; sterol biosynthetic process; isoprenoid biosynthetic process. Gene Ontology annotation, cellular component: endoplasmic reticulum membrane; peroxisomal membrane. The coding region runs from base 149 to 2803 and encodes 884 amino acids. The transcript is spliced from 20 exons. The record is from RefSeq and is a predicted model, not a curated record. Lineage: Eukaryota; Metazoa; Chordata; Actinopteri; Labriformes; Labridae. Gene Ontology annotation, molecular function: protein binding; NADP binding; hydroxymethylglutaryl-CoA reductase (NADPH) activity.
GUUCCAUCCGCGGUGAUGAGCCGGUGAGGAGCGGAGGAGCGAGGCCGGCUGUCUGAGCACCACAGCGGGGAGGCUGGAAGAAGUCGACGGUCACAGCACACUCUCACAGACCCUUCUCCUUCAACACUCACGCUCCGCCCACUGCACCAUGCUGACCCGUCUGUUCCGCAUGCAUGGCCUCCUGGUGGCCUCCCACCCCUGGGAGGUGAUCGUUGGCACGGUAACGCUCACCAUCUGCAUGAUGUCCAUGAACAUGUUCACCGGGAACGACCAGAUCUGCGGCUGGAACUUUGACUGUCCCAAAACUGAGGAGCAAAUCCUGAGCAGUGACAUCAUCAUCCUGACCAUCACACGCUGCAUCGCCAUCGUCUACAUUUACUUCCAGUUCCAGAACCUGAGACAGCUUGGAUCCAAAUACAUCCUCGGCAUCGCCGGCCUCUUCACCAUCUUCUCCAGCUUCGUCUUCAGCACCGUGGUCAUCCACUUUCUGGAUAAAGAGCUUACAGGCCUGAAUGAGGCUCUGCCUUUCUUCCUGCUCCUCAUUGACCUCUCCAAAGCCUGCGCCCUCGCCAAGUUCGCUCUGAGCUCCAAUUCUCAGGAUGAAGUGAGGGAUAACAUAGCUCGGGGCAUGGCCGUGCUGGGACCGACCUUCACGCUGGACGCUCUGGUGGAGUGUUUGGUGAUUGGAGUGGGAACCAUGUCAGGAGUGCGUCAGCUGGAAAUCAUGUGCUGCUUUGGCUGCAUGUCUGUGUUGGCGAACUACUUUGUGUUCAUGACGUUCUUCCCAGCGUGCGUCUCCCUGGUGCUGGAGCUGUCCCGGGAGAGUCAGGAGGGUCAUCCUAUCUGGCAGCUCAGCCACUUCUCCAGAGUGAUGGAGGAGGAGGACAACAAGCCCAACCCUGUAACACAGAGAGUCAAGAUGAUCAUGUCUCUCGGUCUGGUGAUGGUUCAUGCCCACAGCCGCUGGAUCGCUGAACCACUCUCCAUCAACACCACCGUCGACAUACCGCAGGUCGGCAUGCAGCUGGACCGCCUCUCUCCCAGGAGGAUCGAGCCUGACACACCACUGUGGCACUUCUACCUGACCAGGAUGUGGACCAUGGACGUGGAGCAGGUGAUCUGCCUGGUUCUGGCGCUGCUGCUCGCCAUCAAGUACAUCUUCUUUGAGAAGGUGGAGAUGGAGUCCACGCUGUCACUGAAGAACCCCAUCAUGUCUGCGCCCACCCUUGCCCCUCGACGAUCCGCUGACACCUGCUGCAGGAAAGAAAUGCCCUCUCCAAAACCCCCCACCACUGCCCCGAGUGUACCCGCCACCACACCUGCAACUAAUGCAGAGAGAGAUGAGGUGAUCCGGCCGCUGUCGGCUCCGCCCGCUGAUCCUCAGGUGAACAGCGUCUUCGUCGUGGGGGAGGACGAGGAGAAGAUGCCAGAGAGCCAUCAGCCAAUCGUUGACACGAAGCCCCGAGACCUGGACAAAUGUGUGUCCAUCCUCAACGACCCCGAGCUUGGUCCUCGUUUCCUGAGCGACGCUGAGGUGAUGCUGCUGGUCAACUCCAAACACAUCCCUGCAUACAAGCUGGAGGCCAUGAUGGAGAGACCAGAGAGGGGCGUGGCCAUACGCCGACAGAUGAUCUCCGCCAAGCUCCCCUCCCCUUCCGUUCUGUCCUCGCUGCCGUACACGAACUAUGACUACUCCAAGGUGAUGGGUACCUGCUGUGAGAAUGUGAUUGGCUACAUGCCUGUACCGGUGGGCGUCGCCGGACCCCUGCACCUGGACGGGAAGCAGUUCCAGGUUCCCAUGGCAACCACAGAGGGAUGCUUGGUGGCGAGCACGAACCGUGGCUGUCGAGCCAUCACUCUGGGGGGCGGAGCCAGCAGUCGUAUCCUGGCGGACAGCAUGACUCGAGGCCCCGUGGUCAGGCUGCCGUCGGCGUGCCAGGCGGCGGAAGUCAAAGCCUGGCUGGAGAGCUCAGAUGGGUUCCAGGCUAUUAAAGCAGCCUUCGAUAACACCAGCAGGUUCGCUCGGCUCCAGAAGCUGCUGGUCGCUCUGGCAGGACGGAAUCUCUACAUCCGCUUCCACUCAAAGACUGGAGACGCUAUGGGCAUGAACAUGAUCUCCAAGGGCACGGAGCAGGCUCUCAGCAAACUGCAGCAGCACUUCCCCGAUCUGCGAGUCGUCGCCAUCAGUGGAAACUUCUGCACAGACAAGAAACCAGCCGCCAUCAACUGGAUCGAAGGACGAGGAAAGUCUGCAGUCUGUGAAGCCACCAUCCCGGCUAAAGUGGUCCGAGAGGUACUGAAGACGUCCACGGCCGCUCUGGUGGAGGUGAACGUCAGUAAAAACCUGGUGGGUUCAGCAAUGGCAGGGAGCGUUGGAGGGUACAACGCUCAGGCUGCUAAUCUGGUGGCUGCUAUCUACAUCGCCUGUGGACAGGACCCAGCUCAGUGUGUCGGCAGCAGUAACUGCAUCACUCUGAUGGAGCCGUCCGGACCAACUGGGGAGGAUCUCUACAUCAGCUGCACCAUGCCGUCCAUCGAACUGGGAACUGUGGGAGGGGGCACCAACCUCCCCCCCCAGCAGGCCUGUCUGCAGAUGCUGGGCGUGCAGGGGGCCAGCCAGGACUGUCCCGGUGAGAAUGCCCGUCAGCUGGCCCGGGUCGUCUGCGGUGCGGUUCUGGCUGGAGAACUCUCGCUGAUGGCGGCUCUCGCUGCUGGACACCUGGUCAAGAGUCACAUGACACACAACAGAUCGAAGGCGAACCUGCAGGAGACUUCAGGAAGCUGCACUGCUAAAGCGUCCUGAGAAGCUGAGAGCAGCUUGGUAACGCAUGGACAAAAAAUCAUUACAAGAACUCUGACGUCUUCAAGUGCUUUCAUCGAGACACGGCACUGUCUCAGGAUGAUCUGUAUGCUGGACAUUAAAGGAUCCACACGAGCUGAUUAGACUGUGGACGUUGAUUCAUUGCUUUUCUAUCUUUACAGAGCAGCUAAACUUUUUUUUUUUUUUUUUCUGCAAAGUUUGGGUUCAGAUGAAACAUUCCUGCUGUCCUGUUGCCAAAUGAAGCUUUUGAACACCUAAAAUAGCUAAGAGGAGAAUUUCUGAAAUGGUGGAAGGGGUCUGAGGGUGUGGUUCACUAAGAAUGGAAUACAGCCGCUCAUCCCUGUCUUCCUCUCUCUCAUCCGUCUCUGCUCAGAUUCACCAAGCCUCUAUCUCUGACAUUCAGGCGCAUGAAGUCGAGUUGCUGUGAGCAGCUUAAGCAGCACUUACACUGUCAUCAUAGCGCUGUAGCCUCACAGCAAGAAGGUUUCGGGUUCAAAUCCCCGCCACUGCCUUUCUGUAUGAGGUUGGUGUUUUGUUCCUGGGCUUGUGUGGGUUCUCUCCAGGUUCUCCGGCUUCCUCCCACAGACCAAAAACAUGCUCCAUAGGUGAAUUUGUGACUCUAAUUGGUGUGAGUGUGAGCGUGCCUGCUUGUUUGUCUCUAGAGCCACCAAGAACUUUCUGGAGGCUGCAGAAAAAGCCUGAAAGCAGAGGAAGGAGGGAUUGUUUUCCUGAUCACUGGAAAGUUUGACUGUGAUGUCUUUUAGAAACACACACCUCAGCAGACCUGGUUCUUACCUCACACUAACACACAUUUGUUUGUUUUGGGCAUUCAGAUACCGCUGUAAUCCUUCGUGUGUGUGUGCACAGAAACCAGUCGAAUAUCUGAUAGCUCUGCAGACAGAGGUGGUCCAGGAUGUCCCCGUGUGGGUUGGAUUGGUUCUGUAGAUGCAGUGGCCCCAGCAGCUGACAUGACCUGCUGUUUUCUGCUUCUAAACCAAAACCUUGGCUUUAUUUAUGUCCGUUCAGCCUCAGUCACAGCGAUGGGAACUUUUCAGAGCUCUGAAUGAUCUGUCCCGACUAGUAGUAAGAGCCGGUCUUUCAGCUCCCAGGUGGCUCUUUAUUUGGCAUGUUUUGGAAGAGUCAGAACUGGCCCUACCUUUGAAAAUGACAUCUUGCCUCCCAGUUGUCAUCCCAGUCUAACCAGUACUUCACAGGACUAAAUAGCUAUAAAUAAUCUAUCAGUGCAUCCCUUCAGAGCAUGUUUGUAACAACCUGAGGGAGAAAAGCAUUUAAAGAGGCUCCGCUAGCCUCGUAGCUGGUGGCUAACUGGCCCCCAUUCAUUCUUAUCAUGUAGGGAUACUAAACUGCAUAAAUGACGUUUGGGCUGCUGGUUGCUAAGGUAUGCUAAGUAUCUGAAUGACCAAAAUGGAUCGUUAAUACCAACAUAAACAUUUCUCCUCUGGCUCUUUUGUAGGUUCAGUGGCUAAAUGUGCUGUGCUCUCCUUCAGUGAAUCAGACCCUCAUCAAUCUGUAGUUUCUUUAAACUUUCAGGAAGCCGCCACAGCUCAGCAGACUCAAUGAUUCAGAUUUGGAAUAAAUAGCUAAAGAUGAAGAAAGACUUUUGGAUCCAUGAGGCACUUUAGAGCUCAGACUCGGCCGAUUCCGUCACCCGUCUGUGCAGAAACAACAGGCCGUUAAAAAAGGGAGAAUAAAUACGGUAUAUCCAGGCGUCUGCACAGCUAAUACCACUAUGCAACAAAUCCUGAAAUCAAUCAGCUGACCUCUGCACUGAUUCCAAACCAAAGGAAAAACUCAUUCGGUCUGUUUUUUAGCCUGUUUACUGCAGGAACGUAAAGGUGUCCUGGUGCAGAGCCUUCAUACUGAUCCUACGUGAGCCUGCACAGCUGAGGAUCCAGCAAGGAAAGCGAUUCAGCCAU